ACUGACAGAGCGGCAGACUUGGUGUGAACUUCAGUGAAGCUUGAACGAGCAUUUCUCUGACUUUUUAAAUUACAAACCUAACUUAUCUUGUCUGACUUAGAACGGGAAUCUGGUCUGUGAACGCAACAUUUGUUUUACCUGUUGAUUUUUGUUUUAAUUAUUUGAUAUUUAUUUUGUAUGUGAGUCUGUGUGAGAGCAAGUUUGACUCAGACAUGGCUGAGGUACCGGCACCACAGCCGGUCGAAAUAGACCCUGAUUUUGAGCCUCUCACCCGCCCGCGGUCCUGCACCUGGCCGCUGCCCCGGCCGGAGAUCAGCGACCCGGCCAGCUCCAACACAUCCUCCCCGCUGCCAUCGGUGCAUCAGGAGCCGGGAGGAAACAGCGAGUUCAUCAGUAAACUCGGCUUGUUGGAGGAGGACUAUGAAGAGUAUGCAGAGCAGAAACCGCCUGUGCCUUGCAAUGAUUUUCAGUGUCUGGAGGGAAACUGUGUGCAUCCACACCACCUUCACCACCACCACCAUCAUCAUCCUCUUCAGCAGCAGCAGCAGCUCCCGGGUCCGCAGCUGCCGCCUCAGCAACAGGUGCCUCUGGCUGGGGCCGCAGCCCUGGGCAGCUCCGGCCAGAGGAAGAGCAGCUCGUCCCGUCGUAACGCCUGGGGGAACAUGUCGUACGCUGACCUGAUCACCAAGGCGAUAGACAGCUCACCUGAGAAGAGACUGACACUGUCUCAGAUAUAUGACUGGAUGGUCAAGAAUGUGUCUUACUUCAAGGAUAAAGGAGACAGUAACAGCUCUGCGGGCUGGAAGAACUCCAUCAGACACAACCUGUCCCUGCACAGUCGCUUCAUGCGCAUACAAAACGAGGGAACAGGAAAAAGCUCCUGGUGGAUGCUUAACCCAGAAGGGGGAAAGAGCGGAAAGUCACCUCGACGCAGAGCUGCCUCCAUGGACAACAACAGUAAGUUUGCCAAGAGCAGAGGAAGGGCCACAAAGAAAAAGAUGGCUCUACAGGAAGGGGUCGAGGGAGGAGCAGGCAGCCCUGGCUCCCAGUACUCUCACUGGCUGGGAAGCCCAAACUCCCACAGUAACGAGGACUUUGAAGCUUGGAGCUCCUUUAGGACGCGUACCAGCUCUGACGCCAGCACCCUGAGUGGUUGCCAUUCACCUUUCCCUUCUGAACAGGAUGACCUGGGAGAGUCUGAUGGCCAUAUGAUUUACCCUGGAGUGACGGGGACCAAGAUAACAUCCACCCUGCCUAGCCUUUCCGAGGUAGAUGGAUCGAUGGGCCAACAUGGCUCAGAGAACGUCAUGGAGAGUCUGCUGGGCAACCUGAACCUGCUUUCUCCUAAAACAACGCAGCUAGGUUCUGACACCUCACAUUCAUUAAAUUCUGCCAUGCUUCAGAAUAGCCCCUACAGCUCCACUGGCUUGACCCCGCAUCCACAGAAGGACUACCAUAAGGGCAUGUACGGCCAGGUGAGGAUGAACUCCCUGUCCCCUGCCCCCAUGCAGACACUUCCAGAGACCAAGCCGGGCUUCAGGGUGUAUGAGAACCAGUACAUCAGCCCUGCUGGCCUCCUCAAAGAGCUGCUGACCUCAGAGUCAGAGGCCAGCAGAGAUACACAGGCAUCUCAGGUUGGGAGGGGAGGUUGCCUAAUGCCCAUUUACAGCCACCGGAGCCACAGGGGGGGUCAUGAUGGAGUACAAAUGAUAAAUCCUCCUCAAAGUCUCCCAGCUCUUCAUGUAAAUCUGCACGCUAUACAUAGACAGGGUCCUUCAACCUCUCACGAUUUGAAUAGCUGUAACACAAUCCCCCUGACUAAUCUGACUAGUCUUGCAGCGGCCCCUCGAAUGACCAGCCUAAGGACAUGCAUGCAGCUGCCCCGUGGACACCCAGCACACUCUAGUGCUGUUUCGGCAAGCUAUGGCAGCAACAACGGCUACAAGGAACUCAGCUCGGUUCACCCACACAGCCAUCAUCAGGAGCGGCUGCCCAGUGACCUAGAUAACAUGUCCAUUGAGAGGUUUGAAUGUGACAUGGAGACUGUCCUCCAUGAAACCCUCAUGGAUGGCGGGGCCCUGGACUUUAACUUUGACCCCGCAGCUGGAUUUCCCCAGAGGGUGAAGACCACCACACAUAGCUGGGUGUCAGGCUAGGAUGCAUGGUGGAUCACAAACAGGUGGGACUGACAAGUAGUCUGGCAGGGCGUAACACCGCUGAUCACCUCCUUUCAGAGGCUGGAAAAUGUAAAUCCACAGAAGCCCCCACCCUCACUCUCCACAGAGCAUCUGACGAAAAGUUAUUUUCAAAAAUGUGCACGUCUUGAGUUGCAGCUUCAUGUACGACAAUGCAUAAAGUGCAAUGUUUUUGCAGAGCUAGGGUCAAUGAGUUCAGAUCCAGAUACGGACAGAAUCCAAAACUGUUUCAUUAAUAACGGUAUUGUACAUUUAAGAACUCUGCAGAGAGAAAGUGAAUGAGAAACAAGACAGCAUUAACAGAUUAGCCUUGUUUACCACAUGCAACCACACUGUGGGUGAUGGUGGUGAGGUGAAGAUGUUUUAAAAUCAGUUUACAUGCCAAACCAUUAACCAGUGGUUUUUGGUCCAGUGUUUAAAAUGUCAAUUAUGAUUUGAAAAUGGCACCCAAAUCAAGGAGGAUUUGAUAUGACAUUAGUGGACCAAACACCUGCUAAAUGUGAUGUUCUAUGUGGUCAGUGACAAGAAUUUCAGUUUUUAAGGGUUACAUUUGGGAAGGUCUUUCACCAUCCAGCUCUUAUGGCAAAUAAUUACACAUGGGUCAACCUAGUGAGAUAAUUUGUUUUAACUGUAUAAUCUCUAUAGUGAUAUAUGUAUCGCUAUGUAAUAUGUACAGUUUAUAAACUUUAUUAAAAUAAUAAAUUAAAAAUGUAAAAGACCCAGAGAAAAUGCAUGAUAAGAAAAGGAUAUUUUCAGGAAUAGACCUUUGGACAACAGCACAUAGCGGAUCAUGAAAUAAACACCAAUAAAUUGUGAAAUAUUCUAAUUGUCAAAUUGAACAUUAGUCAUAUCUUCUCACUAUGUCAUUAGAGACUGUGGGACAAGUUGCACCUCUGACUGAAAUUAAUUAUUAUUCACAUACUGUAUGAUGCUAUUUAUUUAUGUUUUUAUUUUAAGUGUACCUUUUGGACUAUACUUUGUACUUUGUAUGUUUGUAAAACAAAUAUGUGUGCCUAUGCUGUGUAAAAUGUAUAUACUGUAUUUGAGUUAUAUGAUUUUUUUAUGCUGUUUUUUGUUACAUCAAACUAAUAUUGAAUAAGGAAAGUGGUAUUAGAUAUGUCGCCUUCUAAAAACAGUUCACUGUAAAUCCAUACUGAUAUCAAUUAAAGUAGAGAAGUGCACUUGGUGAACACUCCCUGUUACGUUAAUGGUGUUUUCAUGCAAUAACUAGGAGUUGUUUAGUGCUGGUGUUUGGGUACACCUAUCGAGAAUAAUGCUUUUCAACAUCUUAUUUUGCCUUUUUGGACAAUGUGGCUGUCAAGGGAAACCCCUCACAGCUCUAGUGUACAUGGACAUGUCUAUCACUCUUGAAGUUAUUAAAAAACACUUCAAAACCACAUUGGGAUAAACUGAAAAAACAUGGUUAUACAAGUUUUGUAUAUGUGUGUGGGUGCCCAUGUGAGCGUGCAAGCUUGUGUGCGUGUGUGUGUUUGUGUGCGUGUGCAUGAGCGUGUGCGAGCGUGUGUGUGUGUGAGCGUGUGUGCGUGCGUGCGUUACAGUGGGAGAAGCAGUAGGUGGAGAGGCUGAUAGCGAGUUCCCUGAACUGACUGGAAAUGGAUUAUGGUCUUCAAAGUUUAGCUGACACAGCACAGGGUUCACUUGGUGUUUACCUCCCAGCAGCUACAGUGGUUAUGCACCAAGGAGUUGCCUACUCUACCAAACACAUUUUAAAGAAUGUGUGCCAAUUCACUGUGCCUACAUGAUCUCACGGACGUAUAAUGUACAUAUUAUUUCCUUCAGUAGUACAUUUUCGUACAUGAAGGGUUUAAAGUAGGAUUAUCCUGAAGUAUUCUACUGUAUGUAGGCCUAUAAUUGUGUUAGAAAUGAUGGUUUACAUAUCUCAGUCCAAACCAUAUCAAGAAAUAUAUGAACACUCAUACCUCAAAAUAGUUUUACCUCUGAAGUGUUGAAGGGAUAUUUCCAGCCAUUUUCCUGAGUGAGUAAUGUAUUGAAUAUUUUUGACAC
This is a messenger RNA of Etheostoma spectabile (orangethroat darter), 4220 nucleotides long. Its product is annotated as forkhead box protein O1-A. The transcript is spliced from 4 exons. The record is from RefSeq and is a predicted model, not a curated record. Gene Ontology annotation, biological process: regulation of transcription by RNA polymerase II. The coding region runs from base 213 to 2156 and encodes 647 amino acids. Gene Ontology annotation, molecular function: RNA polymerase II cis-regulatory region sequence-specific DNA binding; DNA-binding transcription factor activity, RNA polymerase II-specific. Gene Ontology annotation, cellular component: nucleus. NCBI's taxonomy places the organism in Eukaryota, Metazoa, Chordata, Actinopteri, Perciformes, Percidae.